Messenger RNA from Suillus subalutaceus, 1210 nucleotides. RefSeq lists its product as uncharacterized. Gene Ontology annotation, cellular component: nucleolar ribonuclease P complex; nucleus; ribonuclease MRP complex. The record is from RefSeq and is a predicted model, not a curated record. NCBI's taxonomy places the organism in Eukaryota, Fungi, Basidiomycota, Agaricomycetes, Boletales, Suillaceae. Gene Ontology annotation, biological process: tRNA 5'-leader removal. The transcript has 2 exons. The coding region runs from base 180 to 923 and encodes 247 amino acids. Gene Ontology annotation, molecular function: nucleic acid binding.
GGCUGCCUUCCAAUGUGAUGACUUCGCCGAGUACUUGCACUUCCAGUACCCUGACUCAAUUCUUUCACCAAUCGAGUCAUUGAGUGACAUUUGCUGGUGCUAUCUAGUCAUAUAAUUCUGCCACUGGUCCACGCGGAAGCGAACCGCCAUUCAUCUCAAAGGCUUUGUCUCACCUCGCCAUGAGCAGCACAGCUGGAAAGCGCAAGUCAAUUGUCCCUCCUACCGAUGACAGGAAAAGAGUCAAGCUACAAGGCGGAGCCGUUGCCAUGGCUAACUCCAAAAAGGGCAAAAAGGACAAGGACACCAACAGUGGACAAUCGGGGUCGUCGGCGACCAAGAGCCCUGCAACCACAUCGCAACCAGCAGCUCUUAAUAACCGUCCCAAAAUCCGGAAACUCGCGCCCCCACGGCCAUUCCCAACAGUUGCACCGUCCGCACCUGCCACAGCACCGCGCUCUUUGCAUACCGAAGGCAAGAAUAACAUCUGCGUCACGCGACGUACCAAGCUAGCCGCUUAUCUGCGACGAUGCAAGGCUCUGAUCCUCGAAGAUGGGUUUAAAGAGAUUCGAUUGAGCGCAAUGGGUGCUGCUAUCCCGCAUCUCUCGCUUUUGGCCAUUUCUCUGCCUCAAAUAGUGCCGGACGAGCUGAGCGUCGAAGUGCAGACGGGUAGUGUGGAGGUUUUUGACCAGAUGCUUGAAGGAAGCGAGAAUGAAGAUAGUGGUGACAAUGACGAGGAAUUCAAAACAAGGGUCAAGUCGACAAUGAAUGUCGUCAUUCACGUCGGAGGCUCAGGGGAACCCAAGUUGAUAAGUAAUCCCGCGAAAGGAUCAGCGACAGAUUCUGGCCAAAGCGAUGGGAAUAUUCAACAACCGGAGCAGAUUGUCCUGCAGGAGCCUGAACAGGAAGACAUGGACCAGUCAUAACAUCAAUCAUAGUUACUUGUAGUCCAACUUUGCCCAUCUGUUUGAAGAAAAUAUUGGCGUUGCCUGGCUAUGUCUCACCGUGUAACGUGCAACCGUCCCAGAUUCUGUUGGGAUUUGGUGAUGGAAUACGUUCACGCAUUGCACGGAGCGACACGCCGUUUUGAUCGCAAUAUCACCCCCCGCCGUAUGUAUCAGUUGUUAACAGCGCUUAUAGUGAGUGCGCUCGCGUAAUAUGUACUGGAACCUUCGUUUUCUCGUUGCCUCCCACUUCAAUGAACCUAACGCAC